AGGGGGCCACCGUAGUUACGUACUGCGUAGCGGGCGCGUAUAUUUCGGUCUUGUUCGUGAAUGCUAAGCUAACACCAACUAUUUAUUUUAAGUAGGAGCAGCUAUUUCUGAUCUCAUGGAGAGUAUAAAUGCUAAAUACGUGUCCCAGAAAAUCAGCAAAACGAGAUGGCGGCCAGUAUCGCAUUCGUUUCUACAACAGCCAGAUAUUUUUGCGAGUGGCUCGUGGGACAAUGAGCACAACAAAAUUUCAUUUUGGUCCAUUGGAAGUCAUGGAAGUUCUGCUAUGGAAGAUGGAUUUGAAGGAGAGCCGCAGCUUUUAUGUGAACAGAAACACGAUGGAGAUGUUCUCGAUCUUCAAUUUUUGGACCAAGACAGAAUCGUCACAGCAUCUUCAACAGGAGCAGUCACCGUUUUCCGCCAUCACCAAAACAGUCAGACAAUAUCAAUUGCUCAGCACUGGGCGAGAGCACAUCAUUAUCCGUGUGACAAUGCUCCCUGUACUGGUGUUGUAUGCAGCAGUCCCGAGAUUGUUACAGUUGGGGAAGAUGGCAGGAUCAUCGUCUUUAGAGCCGACCAGGAGGGAGUGGUUCGAGUCAUAGAGAAUGCCGAUAGCAGCACGAUUCAUGCUGUGACUUAUCUGAGGACAACAGAGAUUUUGACAGUAAACUCCAUCGGCCAACUCAAGUUGUGGGAUUUCAGGCAGCAAAGCAACUCACCUUCCCAGAUUCUUUCUCUGUCUGGGGAUAGAGUUCCUUUGCACUGUGUGGAUAGACAUCCAAAUCAACAGCACAUUGUGGCGACAGGAGGCCAGGAUGGCAUGCUCUGUGUCUGGGAUGUGAGACAAGGCAACACGCCCUUCUCACUUAUGGAGGCACACUCUGCGGAAAUGUGGGAAGUUCACUUUCACCCAACCAACCCAGAUCAUUUGUUUACAUGUUCAGAAGAUGGCUCACUGUUACACUGGGAGACUUCCUCACAUUCUGAAAUGCCCUCCUUCUUACAAGGUGGCAGGAACAGCAGCAUGAUGUCUCGCAGCGCGAUGGCACCAGCUGGGGGGAAUCAGUCCCUCAUCAGUGCCUGGCUCAGCGGGGACUGCAGUAAAGGCCGUCUGGAGACGAGUCACAUGCUUCCCAGCCAGACGCUGUCAGUCAACAGCUUGGAUGUACUUCAACAAUGUCUUGUCUGUGGGACUGAUGGAGAGGCUAUUUUUGUUAACAGACAGGUUCCGGUUUAAAAAGGUUUUUGGUGCAAAGCAGAAGAUGUGGAUGAAGAUGUUUAUUUGAUGUUAAUUUCAGUCACAACAGAAGGUAUAAUGUCUUUUUAAAUCAUACAGGGUGUCCAAAAUGCUCUGUGUUAAGAAGUUUGGCUUUACUUGUGUCUUACACACUGCUUCGUUUGUAAGUUGCCUGUGCAGUAAUGGAUCAUCAUGGAUCAAGGUUUUUGUAAGUCAUUCCUGGCAGAAUUGUUCAGUUCAACAGUCAUUUUGUACAGAAGACAUAUACAGUUAUUUCUUAAAAAUAAAACCUUUAUAUGCAUAACUCAAGACUUAAUUUACUGUUUUGUUAAUACAGAAAUUCAAGGUUGAACAUUACAGGAAGGCUCACAGGCUGAAACAGCAACACCAGCACUACUUGAGCUCUUGUUUUAGUUAAGUUAAAAUACUGCAGCUGCUGUAAAUAAAAUGUUACAUCUUUACCUGAUUAAAUCAGUGCUGCUGAUGAGAUACGGGGAAAUAAAUUGUUCAGGUGUGCCGUGAAGGCUGUAAAGUGCACAAAGCAAACAGCAUCUGGGUAACUUGUGUGAUGUUUCCCUGGUUUUACUUAAUGUUUCUCCUAGUGGGGCUUCUGGUGUUUCUUUUAAAAUUAAAGCUCUAACAUGAUA
Molecule: messenger RNA, 1881 nt
Organism: Amphiprion ocellaris (clown anemonefish)
Lineage: Eukaryota; Metazoa; Chordata; Actinopteri; Pomacentridae
Gene: nup43
Product: nucleoporin 43
Exons: 8
Coding region: 116-1234 (372 amino acids)
Cellular component (GO): nuclear pore outer ring
Molecular function (GO): protein binding
Source: RefSeq, a predicted model, not a curated record